AUGUCAAUCAGGGAGUCCAUCGGCACCCUGUUUUACGUCAUUUUACUGCUGACCAAUGCGGUCGCAAUCUUGCACGAGGAGCGGUUUCUUGCUAGAAUCGGUUUAGCCCACUCCUCAUCACAAGCACAGUUCGGAGACCAAACGCAAACAGUCAAGUAUGAGAUCAUAAAUCUCAUUUCUGCUAUCAGGACGUUAUUGCGAUUCCCUCUGGUCGCGAUAAACAUCGUCAUAAUCGUCUACGAGCUCAUCUUCGGCUCCGUAAGCUAA
This is a messenger RNA of Fimicolochytrium jonesii, 267 nucleotides long. RefSeq names its product Yos1-like protein. Gene Ontology annotation, biological process: endoplasmic reticulum to Golgi vesicle-mediated transport. The transcript has 3 exons. Lineage: Eukaryota; Fungi; Chytridiomycota; Chytridiomycetes; Spizellomycetales; Powellomycetaceae. Gene Ontology annotation, cellular component: Golgi membrane; COPII-coated ER to Golgi transport vesicle; endoplasmic reticulum membrane. The coding region runs from base 1 to 267 and encodes 88 amino acids. The record is from RefSeq and is a predicted model, not a curated record.